Messenger RNA from Aricia agestis (brown argus), 819 nucleotides. RefSeq lists its product as uncharacterized. NCBI's taxonomy places the organism in Eukaryota, Metazoa, Arthropoda, Insecta, Lepidoptera, Lycaenidae. The coding region runs from base 78 to 812 and encodes 244 amino acids. The transcript has 2 exons. The record is from RefSeq and is a predicted model, not a curated record.
UAUUAUAAUAUAUGUUUUUUUCUGUAAGAUCUUAUCUGUGAAUAUAACUACGAUUAUCCCAUUGAUUCAAGCUAACUAUGACAUCUCUUCGCCGCACUCCGCCAGCCUCUUCAACAGGGAAUAUGUCCCAUAAGAACUAUGACUCUGAUACUCUUUCUGAAAGAGGAGGCAAUGACUACGUUAGGCAGAAACGUAGGCGACAAAGUGAUGAGGACAUUAUAAUGCUAUCUAACAAAAUCGACCAGUACUUCUCCGAACUAAAACAACAAAAUGCUGAACUAAGGGACAGUCUACAAUUUAUGUCGGACAAAUAUGACACCACCCUAAAUAUGAUUAGCAAAAUGGAAGAAAAGAGGUUAGAGGACAAAAAACAAAUUGCAAAGCUCGAAGAAAGACUAGAGUUUAUGAUAGCCAGCAUAGAAAUACGCAAUAUACCAAGUUCCUCCAAGGAAAAUAAGAAAAAGGAAACGAAGGAGGAUAUUUGUGAAUUAGUGCAAGGAUUUGCUAAAACUUUGAGUGUUAGUCUAAAUGAAUCUGAUAUAAAGGAUGUCUAUCGAGUGACUACAAAUAAGGAAACCAUAAAACCAAUCAUUAUUGAACUAAAUAGACCGAGGAAACCUGUAUAUGUAUCGGAGGUUCUGACAUCCAGGACACAAAAAAUCUACCAUAUGGCACGGCAGUUUGUAAAAGAUUACAAUUACUCUUACUGCUGGACCUCUAGAGGCACAAUCUAUAUACGCAAAACAGAAGGAGAACAAGCAAUUCGCAUUGAAUCAGAAGAAGAUCUAAAUAAGUUAAAGUUAAAGCAAUGACUACAAA